Aspergillus clavatus NRRL 1 is the source of this 1932-nucleotide messenger RNA. RefSeq names its product ATP-binding protein. NCBI's taxonomy places the organism in Eukaryota, Fungi, Ascomycota, Eurotiomycetes, Eurotiales, Aspergillaceae. Gene Ontology annotation, molecular function: ATP hydrolysis activity; ATP binding. The coding region runs from base 1 to 1932 and encodes 643 amino acids. The transcript has 2 exons. The record is from RefSeq and is a predicted model, not a curated record.
AUGCGAAUCAACAGAUCCAGGCAAUACUACAGGGAGGAGUCAUCCGAAGACGAAUCCGCAGAGGAGAUGGAGGUAAUUCUCACCACCACCACAGACGCCAGAAAGGAUGGCCAGCAGGAUGCCAAUGACGAAACUGCAUAUGUGGCCCCAGGAAGUAUCUGUGAGGUUCAUAACCUCUACCAAACCAAGCGCGAUGAAAAUGGUCGCACCUCAUGGACCAAGGAGAAGCCCGGAGACCUCCAUACCCCGGCUGAAGACUCUGAAUCGGCGCAGUACGCCCUGCUUGUGCGCCACGUCAAAUGUUAUGACGGACGCAAGCCCCUCAAGAUUCAUUCCAUCAUCGUUCAGAGUGACAGGCUGAGAAAGUGCCUUGGAAAAGUGUUGUGUGGCUAUCCGAGUAUCACCAUGACACUGGAGCGCGUGGAAUUCCGAAGUCCCUUCGAGCCUUUCGUCCAUCGCUGGAAGGAAUUUACCGAUGCACGGGAUCAAGAGGGAGAUUCCGAGGCUAGGGCUCAUUUAGAUCUUCUUCACACUACUCUGGAGGGAGAGCUUCGCGAUACAAUCGCUCGGAAGAAUGAUCUAGUGUUCAAUGGAGUGGUCACACACGAUCUGCUCUGGACUAUAUUUGAGCCUCAUGAUGACAUUUUCAGCACAGUCAACGGUCGUCCUCGUGCAUUCCAGUACAAUGAAGGGUCCGUCGAUGGCCGGACCGGCGCAUUCCAGAUCGAUUGCCAAUACGUCGAUUUGGACGGGGACCAUUUCGGCUUUCGGCAUCACCAAGUCGCAAUCCCCGCGUUCACAGGAACUGUUCGCAUCACAGAACUACCCGUAUUUCCUCUACGCUAUCAUCAGAAUAAUACGACCAUCAGGGAUGCUCUGAUUGCGCGCGGGAAGCUCUGGGAGCAAUACAAGGGGUAUCAUUUUAAAUACUACGAGGGCCUCGCCACGGGGCGCUUCAUGGCGCGGAGCUUCAAAUUCAACAUUAAGAGCCGUAUCAUCAUCGAUACUGAUGCCUUCAACACGUUCAAUCCCGACGGAUCCAUUUCAGUUUACUCGCGGCUCGGAAAGGAGCUCACGGAUCACCAACGGCUGCUCGCCACUUGCAUGCUUCAAGGGUACUCGCUCAAGGACAAGCGAUGGCUCGAGUUUGAUCUGAGUAAUGUGAAGGACAUUGUGUGGGACUCGCAAGCUUUCGAUUCGCUGGUGCUUCCUGAAAACCAACAGCAUCUCAAGCAGCUGAUUCUCGCUCUUACCAAGGCGCAGUCCAAGCAAGCGGAUGCCUUUGACGACGUGGUGCAGGGCAAGGGUCGCGGGAUCAUCAUGCAGCUUAGUGGCCCCCCGGGCGUGGGUAAGACCCUCACCGCGGAAAGCGUGGCCGAAGUGAUGCAAGCACCACUGUACGUGAUGAGCGCCGGCGAUCUGGGGUCAACGGCCGAGAAAGUAGAAGAUGCGCUGAAGGAUAUCUUGCGCAUGGUUCCCAAAUGGGGAGCAGUACUUCUCCUCGACGAAGCCGAUGUGUUUAUGGAAGCUCGGACCUCGUCAGAUCUGGAGAGAAAUGAACUGGUGUCUAUCUUUCUGCGCAUGUUGGAAUACUACGAGGGUAUCCUUUUCCUAACCACCAACCGCGCCGAGAACAUCGAUCCUGCCUUUGAAUCUCGCAUCCAUGUGUCGAUCGUCUAUCCGGAUCUAGAGAUAACCUCGCGCCGCCAUAUCUGGUCUCAGUUCCUGACCCGCACGGCAGGCACAGCAAAUUUUUCUGGGGAGCAGUUAGAUUCUCUGGCGGCAGUAAAACUGAACGGCAGGCAGAUCAAAAACGUGGUGAAGACCGCCCAUCUGUUGUCGUGGUCACAAGAAAAGCCUCUUGCUUAUGAACAUGUUCAAACGGUUCUUAAUCUGCGGGAUGCCCAUAAGCCAGUGUCCAACGGUGUUUGA